Fundulus heteroclitus (mummichog) is the source of this 1626-nucleotide messenger RNA. RefSeq lists its product as uncharacterized. NCBI's taxonomy places the organism in Eukaryota, Metazoa, Chordata, Actinopteri, Cyprinodontiformes, Fundulidae. The record is from RefSeq and is a predicted model, not a curated record. The transcript is spliced from 5 exons. Bases 1 to 912 code for a protein of 303 amino acids.
AUGUCCAAAUACCCCUCACCACGAGCUGCACUGCGCAAUUUCGCUUCUUUAUUAAUUACACACAGUUUGUGCUCUAGUGAGGAAAUUCAAGGUUUUUGUUGUUUAUUUCUCCUCAACUUUAGACUGCUCACGAGCAUCGGCUUGAAUAAAUCCACUCCACAGAGGAAAUGUUAUGAUCCCAAGGAUCCUUCGCUGAAAUUUGUCGACCGAGAGGACAAUCUGGACUUUUUAUGUGAGGACUUCGCGUCUCCAAGAGCUGAGAUGUCCUGUGGUCAUGCUGUGACCCCAACCUCUCUUACUAACCGGUACCUUAAGCUGUUGGAAGAUGGACAAAGCUCCUUUGUGUGUGGAGCGUCUGGCUGUAAUGCAGUGUGGCCGUAUGAGGAGGUCUGCAAGAUGGCUCUGCUGACCACUGAGGAAAUGAAGCACUUUAAGAAAACCAUGGACCUCAAUGCUUCUGAUACAAGGAUGUGCCCUGGAUGCAAGGCCCCUGUUGCGAGACAAAAUGAAUUUAAUCUUUGUGUCAACUGCAAAACGUGCACAGAAAAGGGAGGACGGCUCUAUGAGUUCUGCUGGCAGUGCCAGAGGGAAUGGAAAGGUCCAAAGCCGCGGCUGGACCGCUGUGAGAAUGAUGGCUGCUGCAACACGGCGCUGCAGACUCUGAAAACCUGCCCAGACAUACUCUCUAGCUCAGUGAUAGGAAUCUCUGGGUGUCCCUCCAUCCGAUCCUGUCCCACCUGUGGAUCACUGCUGGAGUAUAAACAAAAUCACUGCAAAAACAUUUCCUGUACUCAGUGUAAGAUCAAGUUCUGUUUUGUGUGUCUGAAGACUUUUGUUGAAUGUUCAAAAACAAAGUGUUCGAGUGGAGUUGCUCCCAGACAGACAGUUAUACCUGUGUGGAGAAAAAAAUAAUUUUAACAGAACUGUGAACCUCUGUUUCUUUGGAUUUUAAUGUUCUUCUUUACCGACGUCAUCAUAACAGAGGAAUAGAAACAGGGCGUUUUUUAUGCAUUCUCAUCAGUAGGAAAAGCAUAGAAGAUGUAUUGUGAAUUAAUAAUUAAUAAUUGUAACACAACUGUGAACUACAGUUUCUUUGGAUUUUAAUGUUCUUUCUCAAGCUUUACUGGUGUGUUAGAUUAUUUUUUUCAAUCAUACUAGUUCAGAAACCUACACAGCAUGCACAUUUUAUUUCCAGGUUUUGGGACAGGGAUUUUUCCUGGUUUAGUUUGUAAGUAAGAGUCUAAACUAACAUAUUUGAUCCUCCCGACUUCAAGGAACAAAGAUAUCGCAUGACAGUGGACAUGAAUUCAUUUAUUUUCUUUCAGGGAUGCAGCUAAAGAUCACUUUCAUUCAUACUACAGCUAUUGUUAAUUUUAAAAGCUGUCUUUAAGACUUUGUUCAUUUGAGAUAUAUCCAGUUAAAAUUAUCCUGAUGUUUUUAUUAUACAGAAGUAUGAAGUCAACCAAAUUUCAGUUUCUUGUUUCAUCUGUUCUGCUUAUGAAAUUGUUACACCACUUUUUGAAACAAGUCAUACAAAUAAAUCACUACAGCUGUAAUGAUGGGUAUUGAUGUUCUUUCUUUUGUAUUUGUUUUUGUUAUUGUCAUCUUCAGCCCUCAUCAUGUAGA